AUGAACAACCAUCUACUUCCCUUCCCAUACAAUUUAUCACGACCGCCAACAUGGCCGGAGCGGGUAGUACAGCCCCUCUGGGAUAUCUUAUUGGGAGGACCCACGCAGUCUGCACCACAGAAACCAUCGAUAACACCAAUUCCUCUUCAAAGUAACUCAAGUCACCCUCCAAUCCGCAUAAUAUGCAUAUCAGACACGCACAAUGCAACCCCUCCUCUGCCACCCGGAGAUAUACUAGUUCACGCAGGUGACUUAACGGCCCAUGGUACAUUUGACGAGGUGCAAGCACAGCUCCACUGGCUGUCUUCUCAGCCACACACCCAUAAGAUUGUCAUCGCGGGAAACCAUGACCUUAUCCUCGAUGAAGCAAGCGAGAUGAGGUUUCUUACACGCGAUGGAAUUAGUGCUGCGAAGCGAAAGGAAUUGGAUUGGAUGGGGAUUCAUUAUUUGCAAGAAGAAGCAGUGACGCUGGAACUACCAGUGCCCGCUGCCGGGGAGCAGCAAGUGCGCCGGGUGAAAAUAUAUGGGUCUCCAAUGACGCCGGAGUUUGGCCUUUGGGCCUUUCAGUAUCCUUCGAUCCGCGACGUGUGGACCGGGCAGAUCCCCGAUGAUACUGAUAUUCUGGUGGUGCAUGGCCCUCCAGCUCUAUAUGGUGACUGCGAUAGCGAGAAGGGACCGGAUGGAAAGGUCAAGGUUAAAGGGGAUGGGUAUCUAUUGCGUGAGAUACAAAGAGUAAGGCCCAAGAUGGUUGUCUGUGGACAUAUCCAUGGGGCAUUCGGUGUUGCUGUCAUCCAGCAUGAUGGAAUCGAGGACGUUCUAAAUGGACUACAGAUGCGAUGGGAAGGUUAUGAUAUAGUUCGGGCUCUCAAACAGACCCUAUGGAGCAAGAUCACUAUGGGGAGAAACACUGAGCCCCCACAAGAAACACUCAUCGUCAAUGCCGCCGUUGCACCAAGUGCGUCGAGAAGCGAGGACAAAAGCGCAAUUGCUAUCGAUUUUCACUGA
Messenger RNA from Penicillium psychrosexuale, 1005 nucleotides. RefSeq names its product metallophosphatase domain-containing protein. Bases 1 to 1005 code for a protein of 334 amino acids. Gene Ontology annotation, molecular function: hydrolase activity. The transcript has a single exon. NCBI's taxonomy places the organism in Eukaryota, Fungi, Ascomycota, Eurotiomycetes, Eurotiales, Aspergillaceae. The record is from RefSeq and is a predicted model, not a curated record.